AUGUCUUCAGAAGUUUUAGUGCCCAGACAUAAUUUCGACAGCAGGUCAGUUGCCCAAGCAGGCGAUCCGUUCCCGCCUACAGACGCAGAGGCCACAUUCAAGGAGGGUUUCUAUCCCUCCUCCGGCUUGGCGACGGCGGGGUACCGUUCAGCCAAGUACAGCCCGGAGGAAUGGCACAUCAAUAACUUCUCUACCCUUCACCAGGCCGUUACUGACCGAAACAACGCCGAGAGGAUUUGCCAUGAUUCCAAAACACUGUAUAAGGAGACCGAGGCCGGGACUCUGCACACCCAAGCUGAGGGGACGCGGCACCUGGGCGAGAGACUGCAGCAUAUCCACUUCUGGAAGUCGGAGCUGCAGCGGCACAUCGAAAAGCUGGUGGCCGAGACAGACCUCCUCCUGCAGCAGAAGAGAAGGCUGUUGAAGUCGCUAGACGCCACCGAGAUCCCGUUCGCCAUUGCCACGGAUAACCUAACCUGUCGGGAACGGCGGCUGGGGCCCGACCUGGUUAAAGACCACGUAGAGGAGGAGCUGCUUAAGGAGGUGGAGUUGAUCAGCAGCAUCCAGGCUCUGUUGAAUAGAACGCUGAGUCAGGCUGUCAAUCAAAUCAAAUACAGAACUGUGAAACCCUGUCUGCAGAUGAAGAGCAAUGGUUCCCAGUCCUGUUCCUGGGGUCUCAAAGAUGCCUUGCAACUGGAGAUUUCUUCAAAACGAUUGCCUACAGUUACUGUUUAGGGCACUGCACAGUUGGAUGACCAGGGCCAUCUGGGACUGCCUCAUGGGGGAUUUCAGGCAUCUGUGAAGGCUACCUGUGUCCUGCAUAACUUCAUGAUGAUGAAUAGGAGGGGACCUGCAACUCUCCACCAUGUGCCAGAGGAGAGGUCUGCUGCUCUGCAGGAUGUUGCCAGGAUGGGGGCCAACAAUGCAGCACAGGAGGCAAUCUGUGUGCGGGAGACCUUCACAUCCUACUUCCUUGAAGAGGAUGCUGUUCCCUGGCAACACCAUAGACUACACUAUGCACAACCAAAGGCUCUUUUAAGAGCCAUUCACAUUGCAAUAAGUGUAUUCUUCCAUUUACUGAGCUAUGUCAACUGCAGUUAUUCAAUUCACAGUUUCUCUCCCUUUGAUCUACUUCGCAGGUGAGGGUGAUGUUUAGGUAGGAGUGGUGUCUGUACAAAAACAAAACAGGCUCUCACCCAUUUUGAAAACAUUUAGACACCCUAUAACCCACACCUACACACUUGUCUAUCGAUCUGAUUGAUGGAUUGUGUUGUGCAGUAAGCAGGCUCAGGUGUAUAACUGUGGCUCCUUCCACCUUCAAAUAAUAGACAAGAGGACAAACCAUGGAGAAUAGUAAGGCACUUCAUUAUUUAUAUAACUACGCUAAAUUGUUUGUACUUGAGUGUCUACAUAAAGUACUCUGCAGCCACUUAGUGUGGACACCAGGUGAGGCCACACACAGAUUCCUGUUGAACACCGUCUCUUUAACUGACUUAUUUUCUCAAUAACAGUCUCCUUCACUCUAUCCCUCUCUCCCCUUCUCCCGUAAUCCUCUAGGUCAGUGGUUCCCAAACUUUUUAGUCCCGUACCCCUUCAAACAUUCAACCACUGGCUGCGUACCCCCUCUAGCACCAGGGUCAGCACACUCUCAAAUGUUGUUUUUUGCCAUCAUUGUAAGCCUGCCACACACACACUACACGAUACAUUUAUUAAACAUAAGAAUGAGUGUGAGUUUGUCACAACCCGGCUCGUGGGAAUUGACAAAGGGCUCUUAUAGGACAAGGGCACAAAAUAAUAUAAUAAUAUUCAAUACAUUUGCUAUUUAUUUAACCAUUUUACAUAUAAAACCUUUUGUUCAUCGAAAAUAAAUGUGUUAUUGAAAUGUGAA
Messenger RNA from Salmo salar (Atlantic salmon), 1888 nucleotides. Its product is annotated as tektin-4. Lineage: Eukaryota; Metazoa; Chordata; Actinopteri; Salmoniformes; Salmonidae. Gene Ontology annotation, cellular component: nucleus; sperm flagellum; microtubule cytoskeleton. Gene Ontology annotation, biological process: cilium assembly; cilium movement involved in cell motility. The record is from RefSeq and is a predicted model, not a curated record.